GGAAAAAGAACCAUCGCCCAAGUCCUCGGGGAGAUUUCGCGCCAAAAAUGCCCGGAACGCAAAUGUAAACAGAAGAAUCCAACUUCAAAACAAGUAGGGAAUAGUAGACCCUCCUCCAGCAUUUUACUCAUGAUUGGAGAAACCUGACUCCCACCAUGCCGAGUGCCACUGAGGUGCAGAAUAUCCCUCCACGGGAAAAGGGGCAAAGGGGUAUAGACUCCUUUUUUAAGAGCCCAAAAGCAUCUCCAGUAGUCAAGGACAAGAAAGAUCUGUUUUCAUAUUUCAAGAAAGUAAACAGCAGUCUAGACCAGUUAAACGGAACAAGUAAGCUAAAGGAGACCAAAGAAGAGGAAGUUUUGGAUUCAGGUGUUGUUGAGCAGGAAAAGGAGGAGGUUGAAAUAUCAGGAAAUGGGAGUGACACAACUGAUAUAGAGGGUGAAGCCAGUGAGACAGAAAAGGAUGAGCAAGCAUCGUCCCAGACAGAUGGGUCAUCCACUGAAAAUUUGGUCGAAGAGGAGUCGAGUGCAUCUGUGUCUGAAGAAGAACCAGAAGUCUUAGAGGUAGUAAAGGAGAAAGUAUGUAAGAGCAGCGAAAAACCUACAGAAGGGUUGAGUUCCGGGAGACAGAACGUCUUCGCAUUCAUGAUGGCUCACAGGAGUAAACAAAAUGAGGUGUUGAAGGAAAUGAGAGAAGAGGAGGAAUCGCUGAAAAUGACAGUUCAGAAACCUUGCUGAAUAAAAAAGGUGUUAUUAGUAAUAGUGAGGAAGAAGAAUGUGAUGGCAAGAAAAGUAAAAAGGUGAAUGAAUCAAACAAUACUGCACAUAUGGAUGAAAAUAAAGUAAAGAAGAAAAUAGGGGAAAGAGAAAAGGACAGUACGUAGAAACAAGAAAUCUGUCAGGAAAAAAGGUGCAAUUGACAGAGACCGAAUCAUCAUCAGAAAGCUGCGAAGAGCUUGAAGUAGUUUUCGAGAAAAAGGAUGCCACUAGUAAAAGUAAUUCCCACAAUCCAGCCAUAGUAUCCAAAGCCAAACCUAAUACGGUCCCCACAUCAUACACUGGUGGAAAUGCUUUUGCUUUCAUGAUGGCAAAUAGACAUAAGCAGGACAAAGCUCUUUCAGAGAAUGAAUCAGGAAAAGGAGAGACCAGCGAGGGUGACAAUAACGAAAACUCGGACGCUCCCACAGACAAUACAGAGAAGAAGAAGAACAAAGGAAGGAGUAGAAAGAAAAAGCAAGAAGAUUUAAAUUCAUCCCUAGCUGAUUUUGAGGUUUCAGAGAAAGAGGAACCAAAGAUCAGCAAGCCAAAGAAAACUGUAAGGAAGAGGAAAACAAAUCCUGCAGUUUCAGGGCAAUCAGAUCCUCCAGUUGAGGUAUCUGAAAUCAAAAGCAGAAGGAGGACAUGGAGUACCCAAGAUUCCAAUUCAGACAACUGAAACCAAAGCAGAAGAGAAAGUCACCAAAAAGAUUAGAGAGACUGUCUCAAAAAUCAUGUCCGAAACUACAAAAAGCGGAAGGUUCGCAAAGGAACUCUAGUAAAAUUGCAAUGUCAGAUGAUGAAGAGAAAUGUCAAACAAGUAUUAAGGAUGAGAGAGGUGAUGAAGAGAAAUGUCAAACAAGGAUUAAGGAUGAGAGAGAUGAUGAAGAGAAAUGUCAAACAAGGAUUAAGGAUGAAAUAGAUGCACCUGAAACAAAACCUCCUACUGAGACUGCAGAAGAUGGAGACAACAAUGUUAGGCAAAAGAAUGUUAAAGUGAAAGCUCCUAAGCCUAAGAAAGUGAGACGAAAACAGAAAAUUAGCAGUCAGAAUAUAGUAGUAAAAGACAAAUUAGAACAAGUAACAAACAAGGUGGCUGAGAUCCCUGUAGAAAAAAAUACAGAAGAAAGCCAGAUCAAGUCAGAGAUAGUAGAGACUAAAAACAAGAAAAAUGUACCUGCUGUAGAAGUUUCCAGUAUGGAAAAUGGUGAAAGAGUGAAGAUUGAAACUGCAGAAGCUGAGGAACCACCAAGGAAGAGAAGAAGGAAAAAAGUAGACUAUACAGUCGACUCUGAUAAUGAAGAUGUCAUUGAUCAUAAAACAAGCCACAAAAUUAAUCCUGAGGAAACAGGAGACAAAGAGUACACCAUAACUGAUGCUGACACAGAAAAUAGUUCAAAGAAAGUAAAUAUUUCAACCUUCUUCAAAAAAAUCUCCAAAGAAGAGAAGGCAGCUGAGAGAAGCAAGAACAUUUUUACAGUCAAGGCUGAUGUUCACGCUCCAUGUGAUGGAAUGCUAGAAUCCAGCAAAAUGGAACAUGCAGCAAAGAGAAAGAAAAUACAAGGUAAUGAAACUGCUGAUAAAGAGAAUGUCAGUGACAUCCCCAAAGACAAGAAGAAUGAUAGAAGAAUCAGUAGAAGGAUAAUGAAAAGACAAGAACUUGAGGAGCUAAAUAAGAUAGAAUUACUUGAGCAGAUUACACCUACUAACUCACCCGUAAAGUUACCAGCACAGAAUUUAAGAGAGAUUAAUAUAACGAGUAACGAUUUACCAAAGAAGGAAAGGGGGACAGGCACUAUCACAGAGGCAGCAGCAGUGGAGAGUAAAACCUUUGAAACAAAGAAUAAUGUUGCAAAGAAAAUAAGAAAUAAGGCAAGUAAGAGAAUAUUGCAAGAAGAAGAAAAUGAUUGUACCAAAAUAGAAGAGAGUAAGAAUGGAGAUGAGGCUAAGAUUCCCUUGGAAGACCUUCCUGUAAAUGAAGAAAACACAGAAAAGAAGGAACCUGCAAAGAAAUCUAGAAGAAGAUUGUCAAGGAAGACAGUCAGUGAACCUCCAGAUACAUUGGACCAAACCAUUCUCCCAAAAGAGAAUACCUUACCCAAAGCCAUAGUAGAAAGUAUAGAAACUCCAUCCUCAGAGCUGGAUGCCACAGACGACGAGAUCUUUCCUAAAAGCACCAGAGCUACCAGAACUAGGAGUCUAAACAAAUCAGCUCAAGAUAGUAAUACCGACACUGAUACAAGCAUAGGGUCCAGGAAGAGAUCACCAAGAACGAGAAAUAGCCCGUUAUUGGGAUCCGUGGAGAGUGAGGAUGAUAAGGAGAAUGUUGUUCACUACACGUCUACGCUUAUUCAGAAACCUGGGAAACUGAGCCUGAGAUUGAAGAAAGUUCAACCAACUUUGAAGACCAAAACCAAAGGAAGAAAAUCUUUAAGUCUAAAGCACAAUAACGUAGCCGAGAGUUGCCCCGCGCAGGCCAAAGCUAGAGAACUUGUGCAAAAGGCUAAACUAGCCAAAAGGAGUCCCUAA
Molecule: messenger RNA, 3281 nt
Organism: Penaeus chinensis
Lineage: Eukaryota; Metazoa; Arthropoda; Malacostraca; Decapoda; Penaeidae
Product: titin-like
Exons: 4
Coding region: 1398-3281 (627 amino acids)
Source: RefSeq, a predicted model, not a curated record